Molecule: messenger RNA, 555 nt
Organism: Stylophora pistillata
Lineage: Eukaryota; Metazoa; Cnidaria; Anthozoa; Scleractinia; Pocilloporidae
Product: protein fem-1 homolog B-like
Source: RefSeq, a predicted model, not a curated record
AUGUUUGGUUUCUUUCGGAAAGAUUAUGAGUGCGAAAAGGCAAACAUCGAGGCCCGUGGAAAGAUUAAGAUUAAAGGAGAAGUAGUAAACGGCUGCACGGCUUUGUGGACCGCUGCUGCUAAAGGUCAUCUUGAUGUUGUGAGACUCAAGAUCGAACAAAACGCCGAAGUCGACGGCAGGACAUCGACAAAUUCGACUCCUUUGAGAGCUGCUGCCUUCGUUGGACACCUUGAUAUUGUGCGCUUUUUGGUUGAGAACGAGGCCGAUGUAAAUGCUCGCAAUGAUUUCAAUAGUACUCUGAUGAUAGCAUGGUACCGCGGUUACAUGGAUGUUGUUUCUUUUCUUGUGGAACAUGGCUCAAAUAUACAUCAGGAAGACAAUGAUGGAGAUACAUGUCUUCACUUGGCUGCGGAAGGGGGACACUUUCAGAUAGUCGAAUGUACAAAGGAAGUGAGGAUCAAUGCUCUCAAGCUUCUCGGUGCCACCAUUGCUAGUGAUCCGGCUGAUGCUUAUGACAAUGAGAAAGGAUUUAGUCUCACAAAACGUGGAAUUUAG